Messenger RNA from Andrographis paniculata, 1433 nucleotides. RefSeq names its product serine/threonine-protein kinase-like protein ACR4. Gene Ontology annotation, cellular component: plasma membrane. Lineage: Eukaryota; Viridiplantae; Streptophyta; Magnoliopsida; Lamiales; Acanthaceae. Gene Ontology annotation, molecular function: ATP binding; protein kinase activity. Gene Ontology annotation, biological process: protein phosphorylation. The record is from RefSeq and is a predicted model, not a curated record. The transcript has 2 exons. Bases 173 to 1225 code for a protein of 350 amino acids.
UUUUCAGUUCCUGUUUUUUGUUCAAAUUUCAAUCCCAUUUAAGGUUGUUGUGCAAUCGAAUCGUGUCCCAAACUGUUGUUGAAUUUUCCCCUUUUCCGAUGUAACUCUACUUUUCAAAUCGAUCGAUCGAUCAAUUUCUGAGCAACUUAAUUCUGCAGAGCCGUCGAUCGGAAUGACCCACGGCGCCGUCACCGCCGUCUACGACGCCGGUCUGGUGGUUCUGUCGAUUUUCGUGACGGUUUUUGCAGUGAUUUUGUUCUUCCUCUGCAAGAAGGAGAAGGAACCGCCCGCCGGCCGGGACGAGGAGGAGGGCCUGCCGGCGGCGAAGCAGGCGGCGGCGGCAUAUGCGUUGAUGGAAAUCGAAACCGCCACGGAUUCGUUCAACCACCGCCGGAUCAUCGGAAAAGGGCGCAUCGGCACCGUCUACGCCGCCGUGAUGCCGAAAGGCGAAGUCGCCGCCGUGAAGAGAAUCCACCCCCGCCUGGUGCUGAGCCACGCCGGCUUCGGGUUCUCGUCGGUCCUAAAGUGGCUGUCUUUGGCCGAUCAUCCCCACGUCGUUCCGAUCACCGGGUUUGCGGAGGCGCCGGGAGAGAGAAUAAUCGUGAUGGAAUUCGGGGGGAUGCUGAGCCUGGAUUUCUACCUCCACCAGAACCCCGACGGGGCGGCGCUGCUCGACUGGAGCCGCCGUCUGCGGAUAGCCGCCGGCGCAGCGCGUGGGCUCGAGUACCUCCACGACACGGCGGCGCCGCCGAUCAUCCACGGCUGCGUGAAGCCCUCCAACAUACUGAUCGACGUGAAGUUCUGCGCCAGGGUUUGCGACUACGGGCUCCAUUUUCUGGCGGCGAACGAGCGGCGCGGCCUGGCGGGGUACGUCGACGAAGAGUAUUGGAUGGACAAACAAUGCGGCGGCGGCGGAGGACAACCUGCGACAAAGGAAAGUGACGUGUACGGAUUCGGUGUGGUUCUGUUGGAACUGUUAAGCGGCAAGAGAAGCAAGGAAGGGGAGCUUGUUCGAUGGGCAUUGCCAUUGAUAAAAGGGAUGGAACUUAGGCAAGUUUUGGAUCCAAGUUUAGCCAUUCCGAGUGACGUGGGCCCACUUGGGAGAUUGGCAAGAGUUGCUUUGGCCUGCGUCGGGAAUUGUAGGAAGAACAGGCCAUCCAUGUCGCAGGUUGCUGCAAUUUUGUCGACUUUAGAAACUCAAACUGGGGGGAUCACUCUCACUUAGCUUCAUCAUCCCAUCAUCAUAUCUUAAUUAUAUAAAUAUGAUGUUGAUUAGGGUUCUUGAAUGGCAUUGCCACGUGUCGGGUACAUGAUCUUGAUAUGUUUAUGACUUAUGUGUCAGUGUAUAAUCAUCGUAUAUACAUACAAUACAAUACAAGCAAUAAUACUUUCAAGUGAAGAUUUAUUUGAGUAUGUUUGAAGCCAAGCUUGAA